GCGCCCGGGAAGCGGGGCAGUGGCUGGGCCGGGUGCGGGCGGACGAAGCCGCCAGCAAUUUUGCCUGCAGCGACUGCUGCUGCUCGGCACGCGGGCGGCCCUGAUCCUUCCUCGUUGGGCAGCGCCGAGGCCUCACGCACAGUCGUAAUCCUGGGGCCUCAAACUCCAGGGCCUUGACUGGACAGGCCGCAGGUUUCCGAGCCCUGCCCCGCGAGUGAGUCCGUCGGGACCCGGCCACCGCCAAGCACAGGUGCCCCAAGCUCGGAAGAACAGCUCUGCCUGACCACCUAAUCCUCUGCAGCCUUGUGGGGGAUAUUUUUAAAGAAUUAUUGAAGACAAAAUCUUUUCUUUUUUUUAAUGGCUUUACAGAAUUUUAAAUCGAAUACAAUUUGACAUGACGGCAAAAAAUGUUGGUUUGAGUUCCACAAAUACAGAAUUAAGAGGAUUUAUAGAUCAGAAUCUCAGUCCAACAAAAGAUGUUGCAUUUUUUACAAAUUGAAGGCAAGACCCUCCACCGGCAAAAGAUUACGACUCACUUUAUUGCAAUACUCGCUCUAUUGUGGUGAUUUGGAACUGAACCCUCAAUAUCUCUGAGGUAACAUUUCAUUUGUUGCGUAUCCAGUUUCCAGCACCAACUCACCAACAAAGAUUUUACCUAAAACCCUAGGACCAAUAAAUGUGAAUGUUGGACCCCAAAUGAUUAUAAGCACACCUCAGAGACUAACCAGCUCAGGAAGUGUUCUGAUCGGGAGCCCGUACACCCCUGCGCCGGCGAUGGUCACUCAGACGCACAUAGCAGAGGCUACCGGCUGGGUCCCCAGUGAUAGAAAACGGGCUAGAGAAUUUAUAGACACUGAUUUUUCAGAAAGUAAACGAAGCAAAAAAGGAGAUAAAAAUGGAAAAGGCUUAAGACAUUUUUCAAUGAAAGUGUGCGAGAAAGUUCAGCGGAAAGGUACAACAUCAUAUAAUGAAGUAGCUGAUGAGCUGGUAUCAGAGUUCACCAAUUCAAAUAACCAUUUGUCAGCUGAUUCGCAGGCUUAUGACCAGAAAAACAUUAGACGAAGAGUUUAUGAUGCUUUAAAUGUGCUAAUGGCAAUGAACAUCAUUUCAAAGGAAAAAAAAGAAAUCAAAUGGAUUGGUCUGCCUACCAAUUCUGCUCAGGAGUGUCAGAACCUGGAGAUAGAGAAGCAGAGGCGGAUAGAACGGAUAAAGCAGAAGCGGGCCCAGCUGCAAGAGCUUCUCCUGCAGCAAAUUGCUUUCAAAAACCUGGUGCAGAGGAAUCGGCAAAAUGAACAGCAGAACCAGGGCCCGCCAGCUCUGAACUCCACCAUUCAGCUGCCGUUCAUAAUCAUCAAUACGAGCAGGAAGACAGUCAUAGACUGCAGCAUCUCCAGCGACAAGUUUGAGUAUCUUUUCAAUUUUGACAACACCUUUGAGAUCCACGAUGACAUCGAAGUACUGAAGCGGAUGGGAAUGUCCUUUGGCCUAGAGUCAGGCAAAUGCUCGCUGGAGGACCUGAAACUUGCUAAAUCACUGGUGCCAAAGGCUUUAGAAGGCUACAUCACAGAUAUCUCCACAGGACCUUCUUGGUUAAAUCAGGGACUACUGCUGAACUCGACCCAAUCAGUUUCGAAUUUAGACCUGACCACUGGGGCCACCUUGUCCCAGUCAAGUGUAAACCAGGGGUUGUGCUUGGAUGCGGAAGUGGCCUUAGCAACCGGGCAGUUCCUUGCCCCAAACAGUCACCAGUCCAGCAGUGCAGCCUCUCACUGCUCCGAGUCCCGAGGCGAGACCCCCUGCUCAUUCAACGACGAAGAUGAGGAAGAAGAGGAGGAGGAUUCUUCCUCCCCGGAAUAAAGACAGGACGAAACCCACGUUUUAAUGUUUGAUGCUCAUGUGUGUUUUUAGUGUGAGCUCUUGUUUUGAAAUGAUUGCUUCAGCCCUUGCCUUUGUCUGCACUGUGUGUCCAGUGAAAACUAGGGAAACACAAUAAGCGAAUUACACGCAGGCCGACACGAUUGAGAUGAAAGGUAACGUAGUGUGAAUGAAAACUCUGAACGACAGAGCAGUAGGCCGCCUCUCAAACAAAGCAAGCUUUCUGAGGUGACCGCAGGGACAGUCCCGGGAGAACUGGGCAGCAUGAGUGAAGCCCGUUUAUCUUCCCUGAGGUGGGAUCUCUCUGUCCCCCACACCCAUGUAGCCCUCCUCAGACCUGCGAUCGCUGCAACGGACAGUCCUCAGUGACCAUGUUCCUCCCCCUCACAAGGCACAGGUGAGCACGGAAGGCCCCCGGCGGGGGCGAGUUGUAUGGUGGCGGAUGGAGAGGCCAUCCUGUGGCCUGAGGGGUCCGGACUGAACGGCGGAGCUGGUGGGAGGUCUAGUUGAGGUGCUUCACGCAUCCGCUGCCUUAGACGGCUUCUAGAAAGGAGCGAGCGCUAAUUCUUAAGUACUUAAGUGACACUUAGAAUAAUUUAUAGUAAAACUGAAAUGAUCAUUAUUAGCCAAUGCAUUGGUGCAUAGAAUUUUUUAGGGCUACUUCUGGAAGCCAAAAUAGAAUAGCAUUUCCACGUGCAUUAAAUACUUUGCCAGCACUGCCUUUUGCCAGCGUUCUAAAUCUGGAGUUUUACAGAGAAGGAAAUGGUGUCUAUAGGUUGAGUCAAAGCUAUGCAUUUCAUACAGCGUUUUCACUCAAAGAAACAAACCCCUUUGACUGGAUUGCUUGCUUACAGUUCCCCGCAGUCAUUGUGUGAUUUCACCCAGUGUGCAACUGAUGAAAAUGAACCAAAUGUCAUUACUUUUAAAAGAAAAGUCUAUUUCCAAAAUAUGAACAGCAAUGUUUUCCUAUACAUGUCACCUUUUAUACAUUUUCAUUCAUCAAAAUGACUUUAUUGAGUUUAUUCCUGGGUAAAUUGCAUUUCAAACUAACUUGAUAUAGCGUUUCACAGAAACAACGGUGAACUCUCCGGAUGGUCUGUUCAUGGUAGUGCAGUAGCUCGUGUGUUAUCUCACAGCCAGAGAGGCCCCCGGGGACCCUGCGCUGGUGUGUUCACAGCGCCUGCUCCUCUGAGGAGCGCAGUGUAGAGACAUCUGCCACGGUGGCCACACCCCAGCUUAAUUUCACAUUGAGGCCUUGAAAAAGGAGCAAAUAAUAAUGGAAAAUUAAUUCUGCAUCUUUGUCUUGAAUCAUUUGGAUCUGCCCCUAGAUUAUGCGUCUAGCACCUGUGGGGCACUCAGCCUAAAUCAGCCCUUUUCUAAGUGCAGGUGCCUUGCGCUGCCUUUCCACAGACCGGCUGGCGUCAGUCUGCCUAGGCCAUGGAAAUGUAUACACAAAAACAUAUGACUUUAAUAAAAGAGACAAAACUCAUUCUGUCAGAAAUAAGCCAUAGUGUAGGCUCAGAGUGUUCCGGGGGCAGAGAGAUGGAGGCGGGUUUUAGAGAAUUCUCCGCCUGGGUGCUGGGGCAGGUGUCUUAGGCUGGGCCCAGACGGGGGAAGUCUGAGGCUGCAAAGGCCGCAGCAGGUGCUCAUGGGCCUCUGGGAAACCCUGGCUGGAAGAUCGGCGGCUGCCGGCAGGUAAAGCCGGGCUUCCUUCCCAGCUCUCCUUUGAAAAUCUGCCGCCUCCUUUACUAAGCCCCGCCUUCCUCAUCUCUGUCUUGAAGGGCGCCUAGCAGGGACCUCGAGAGACCAAGGGGCAGGCUAGCUUUUUAGUCUUCAAAGCAUUGCGCUCCAGGUCCCAAGAUCUGCACAUCAACAUUCAUGACAGGAACAUUAAUCAUAACCUGUGCUCCACCAAACUGCAAAAUCCUUGCUAGAGUUUUUGGGAAACUGCUCUCUUCCCUCUUCUCUUUUCUCUUCUCUUCUGCUACUGCUGCUAUAGUGCUUUAAAUUGAUAAAAUAUAGGUUGAAAAGAAAAAGCAACCAAAGACUCAUUAUUGUUGGUGCCCCGUCAUUGGCCACCCCAGCCAUAGCUGUGUGCUGUUGGACCGGAAAUGGCCCUUGUUCCUCAGUAAUGUUUUUGGGUCACAGCUGCGGACAUCUGCUAGAGUCCCCCCCGUGGUCAUCAGGACAUGUUGCUGGUGUGAAUAAAGCCUUACCUGAGCAGAAAGCUAGGCUGAGAUGUUUAGAAAGAUACAUUCGGUCAUCCUUCUACAUCUCCCCUAAACAGAUCAUCGGGGCCUAAAUUUCAGCACUCAGGCACAAUUUUGUAUGGAAAUUAAAGUGAAAAAAAAAUUAGGAAAUUGUGGUUCCAACAUCCAGGCACCUUCACGGGAGGUCCCCUGGGGUUAUGUGUGCACAGCUGUGCACGCAUGGGCACCCCUCCCAGGGGUGCGGGUCACACUGAUGUGCGGGGAGUUCCAAAGGACUUUUUCCCCUUGAGGGUCAGGUUACUGUU
Pteronotus mesoamericanus is the source of this 4390-nucleotide messenger RNA. It is a transcript of the gene TFDP2, whose product is annotated as transcription factor Dp-2. Gene Ontology annotation, biological process: regulation of cell cycle; regulation of transcription by RNA polymerase II. The transcript is spliced from 14 exons. NCBI's taxonomy places the organism in Eukaryota, Metazoa, Chordata, Mammalia, Chiroptera, Mormoopidae. The record is from RefSeq and is a predicted model, not a curated record. Gene Ontology annotation, cellular component: nucleus; transcription regulator complex. Bases 697 to 1857 code for a protein of 386 amino acids. Gene Ontology annotation, molecular function: RNA polymerase II transcription regulatory region sequence-specific DNA binding; DNA-binding transcription factor activity, RNA polymerase II-specific.